This is a messenger RNA of Danio aesculapii, 2399 nucleotides long. It is a transcript of the gene c9h2orf69, whose product is annotated as chromosome 9 C2orf69 homolog. Gene Ontology annotation, cellular component: mitochondrion. Lineage: Eukaryota; Metazoa; Chordata; Actinopteri; Cypriniformes; Danionidae. The record is from RefSeq and is a predicted model, not a curated record.
UGACGCUCCCGUAAAGUGCCUCUCGGCGGCGUUUAAUAUAAACAAUAUACGUACAUCUGUCAAUAUUUCAUUAACCUGAAACAUUAGGUUUAUUUUAUUCCGCAAGCACAACCGCCGAAUACUUGAAACGCAAGACAACCGUUUGGAUCAUGUGGCGCUAUUUUUUGCCCUGGUUUUGCUGUGAUGGCUUUGAUAACGCCACAUAAUCUCGUGUUUAUGGGAAGUAUCCGAUCAGUUGUGGCGUGUUUAUCGCUAGCCUCUGUAGCGAGGAAAAUGACCACCGCAACGGGGCUAAGCGUCUCCGGGACAUCUUCUGCUGCGCCCGGGCUGCUCCGCCUCACUUCAGUCCCCGGCUACGACCAAAACCGUGUCAAUGAUGUUCUGCUCGUAAGACCCGCCACGCAAACCCAGAGACGAUGCGACAAUGACACUCAGAACCUGCAGGAUGGAAAUGACCACGUCGUGUUCUUUCCCGGAGACAUUCAGAACUUCCAGCAGGAAAUGGCCCUCCAGCCUGAUGCCGCACCGUGGCAGUGCUGGAGUCUGGAGCGUGUUGGCUUCACCCUGGCCCACCGCUUCCCCGGCUGCCACAUCUGGAUCAUCCGCGCUUCUCAAAUGUACCUACACAAGUUCAGCUGCUAUCAGAACUUUGUAGAGAGCAACUUAUUCGGUGCACCAGAACAUUCUGCAGACUACGGAGCCAUUCGACACCUGAGGGCACUGCUAGGACACAGCAUGCAGCAGGCAGGUCUGCCAAAUCAUUUACCCCCGCUUAGUGGCACAUCCACCCCUGGCCCUCUUCCUGCCGGUUUCUCCCUGACCAUAGUGGGCUUCAGUAAAGGAUGUGUUGUCCUCAAUCAGAUGGUGUAUGAGCUGGCCGGAGCCCGAGCCAACCCAGAACUCAAGUUGUUUUUGGACAAGGUGUCUGCGCUGUACUGGCUGGACGGAGGACACCCUGGCGGCAGCGAGACCUGGGUGACCGAUAAGUGUGCUUUGGGAGCGCUGGCGUCCAGCGGGGUGGCUGUUCAUGCUCAUGUUACUCCAUAUGAGGUUCGAGACCCGAUGAGGGCGUGGGUCGGGCGAGAACACCGGCACUUCAUCAAGACUCUGGAGGAUCUGGGUGCCUGUGUGAGCCACAAACUGCACUUUGAGGAUGAGCCGGCAUCCAUUGACAAUCACUUCCGGGUCAUUCAGGAGUUCUGACCCUUCUCAAAUCAUGCUUCAACUAUAGUCUUAACAUGAAGAUGGCUUUCUGUUGCACUUAUAUUUCAUUCGUUUUGGGUUUCUAUUAGUUUUAACCAUAACAAUUGAAGCUUCUGGGCAAAAAAAUGAAGAUAAUGUGAUCCACAUGUUGGGUCAACAUAUUGAUUAUUCUUAGACACACAAAUGAAGACAUUUGAUCCUCUAUGAAAUGUCCAGGUGGCCAAAACUCCAGAUCAAAAAUGUUGUGAAGCUACUGUAAAAUGAUUCUAUAUAAUGGUGGAUUGUUCAGCUGAUGCACUUAAUUUUAACAUUUAGUAAUUUCAUAGUCUGAGAUUUCAUCACAUGGACUUUCAAUGGAGGGAUCUUAAAAAGCAAAAUACUUUAAUUUGUCUUGCGACACUCUGAUAAUUUUAUAUUGUGAACAGGAGAAUGACCAAACCUGUAAAAGAUUGAACAUGCCUGACAUUAAGCCUUACUGUUUUUGCUUGUUGCAUCUAUCUACACGGGCUCUGUCGGACAUACUAGAAUGCUUGUUUGGCAUUGUUAGUUUUGAAUGUGGAUAUGCGAAGUACAACCAUUACCUCGUCGUGUAUCAAGGGCUCUCUUAUCCUGCUAGAUAGAAAUGAAUCUUAAAGUGCUUCAUAUUAAUAUAGUUCAUUUGUUUUUAUGUUGUUUAAUAAGCAUGGCUUUUCAAGCAUGCGUAGCCCUAGAUGUGUAUGGAUACUCUUGAACGCAAAACAUUUCCUAUACUGACCUUAGUAGUCAUGCUACCUAACAAAGGCCUGUAGUCUUAUAUAUCAAGAGAGAAACUAGAUUUCUGCAGUAUCAUAUCUACAUUGGUUGAUUAUUACAAAUAUGUUCAGUGUUUGUGUUCCUUUGGUAUUUCUUUCAUUUGAUUAUCAAAUCAGAUAUUCUAGGAAUCUUCCAUUGAGAUGAGUUCUGUUGAGCAUUUUCAGUGCAAUGAUGAAAUAUUACAUUUUAAAAUAUUUUAUUUAUUGAGCGCACAACUGUUAGUGCUCUGCCCUAAACAAAUCUUUACACGAUACUCUAGAUGGCGCUCUUUGUUUGAAUUAUGCUUUAUGACUGGAUCACAUAGAAAUGAAUAUGUGGAUUUUGUAAUAUCCUGAAUGUAAUGUGCUGAAAGUGCUUCAUAGUCAUUCCAUGCUGAUGUAAUUUAAUAAAAAUGACAAAAUGUA